AUGACCCUCACUUUAAGGGAUACUCUCAGUAUCUAGUUGACAAAUACAGGAGUUCAUGCUCAAAUUAGAGCUGACAACAAGGCAGAAAGCCCGAUAGCAGGGUCUCUUGAACUGCCAUAUUCUGAGGGACUUCAGCUCCUCCAAGGUGUGGAUUCGACAAACUAUGUACUAAAAGGAAAUCCAUUCAAACUAGAUGGGUCAGGGAGUAAAGUUAGCUCAAGUGCAGUUGCAUCUGACACUAUACAGAGAGACAUUGUAACCACCACCUCAGAAUAUGCCGCUAACUUAAAGGCUUCGGCAGAUUUCUAGUUCUCAGGUUGGGGUGCAAGUGUCUAAUUCAACUUCGCGAUGCAGAGAGAUGUCAAAUUUGGAAGCAAUUAAAAGCUGUUUGUUGCUUGGAGGAAGAUUGUCAAUGGGUACGAUGGCUACCAAUACCCUCCUGCCCUAAGAGAAGCUGCCAAGACAAUGCUAGCAGAGCCUCGGGGUGUUGAGCAAUUCGCUUCAUUCUAUGGUGACUACUAUGUAAAAGGCUGUGUAAACGGGGCUUCAAUGAGAAUGGUCGUCAGAACUAGUAGCGCAUCUAGUUCAUCAAGUGAAUCGCUAGAUGUGAGCAUAAGAGCUGGCUGGAAUGGUGGAUUCAUGUCAGUCGGUGGUGGAGGUGGAUUUAGUUAGGCUCUUUCCUCAUCAUCGACAACGAAUUUGGAGUCUGUAGAGAUUUACUAUUCCGGACAAGAUAGAGGAUCAGGUGUUAGGAGUCUCAGCAUUGCCAAAGCAGAUGAGGAAUUAACCAAUUUCGCAUCCAUCGCAAAGACUGGCACACCUCUGUAUUGUAUCCUCGAAAGAUAUGAUACUCACCCAGAUUACAUUGAUGCUCUUGCUGCUAAAGCAAGGCCUCUAGCUGGUACUCAAGAAUCAUUCAAUGAGUUUCUCAAUGACAUACUAUACUAAAAAAUGAUCAGGCUGGAAGUAAUAAUGCAGUGGUAUCUUGACGCAGGCAAGAGCCAGCAAAAGAUCCUAGAUGAGGCAGAUUUUGUCAGAUCAGUGGUUCGCUCUCGUGACAUAUUGGAAAAGGCCAGUGUUGCUGUACGUAAGGGUGCUACUACAUCCGUUGAUCUCCUCGAUGCUCAAGAAUCAAUAGAUGCUCUUGAGCAAGUCUUCUUCCAGAAUGGCAUCAGAGAUUAAGUCCUCUCACCGACAAAGAUGGUUGGACCAUUGCUUGAUUCUUAUGCUCCUACACUCACAAACGUUCUAACUCCAAGCAGCGACACUAACUUGGCAGUUGACACAGUAUUCAAAGUGCAGGACUUAGCUACAACACUUGACUUUAUGGGAUCGGUUACUUUGAACCUGGCAUUCGCGCUGCAGAGCUGGGACCAUGAUACUGUUGGUCAAGAUUAAAAGGCGCUUGACUUACUCAAAAGAUUUCAAGCUACCACGAUAUAUCCUAUUGGAGCUUUCUUAGACAAAAGCAUUGCUGAUAACCCCUUCCCACAGACCUCAAUCACCGCAGCUAUAGCUCUCUUAAGGACUCUGAAUGCUACCGUCGUCUCAGCUAAAGGUGUGUACUUAGAGGGUGCCUUCACGACCGUUUGUGGCGCCAAGCUUGCUGACUGCAUCAAAGCUUUUUUAACUGUCUGCAAUAAUGCCAGUGCCAUCUUUGACGCAAUAAGAGCACCUACUGACUCAUACCGUUGGGUUUGGCAGCCAAAUGGUGAGCGCAAGGACCUCAUUCCACAAUUUAAUCCCUAUGUUGCCAUAAUGCUCUCAUCCUAUGUGAACUUAAACUGGGUGCUCGGCGCUCAAGCCAGGAAGGCAAGUCUAAAUGCGCGAGCACCACCUGCAGCAUUGACCACUACUAAGAAGGAACUAGAGUGUGCUUUUAGAUCUUUUCUGGAUGCCUAUUAGAGGAAAUUUGAUGAAAUUAUAGAUUUCUUCGUGUACUCGCUAAAGGAUUGCUUUGCCAACAAGGAUUCAUGGUGCGGAUUAGGCAGCAAUCAGUUACUGGUGGGCCUUAAGAACGCAUAUGGUGUGAAUGCCUUGUCUACGUUUAAUGGGGCUGUUGGAGGCAUUGGUCCAUGGAGAUUUCUAUCAGGCUGGUCAAACUGUCCUUCAUGGGGCACUGUCCUAGAUGUUGGUGGCAAUUGGGCUACUUGCACUGACAACGUCCUCGUCAGAGCCAUUUCUAGAGAGGCUGGAGCCCCUGCUGAGCAGGGCGGAGGUUUAGCGAGGAUCAACGAUUGCAGCUGCGCGAGUCCUACUCCCAAGCUAGCAUUCGCUGAUUGCUACGAGCAAGAUAUUUCCCUUGCCAAAUUAGAUAGUUGGGGCUAUUGUCAGAAGCCUGGAUACUUCUGGUUCGGAUUACAUUCAACUUCACCAGCAGUAUUUGAUCUUGACAAAGUCAAGUGUUGCAAACCGAGAUACGACUGGCAAAAGCUAACCUGUUGA
This is a messenger RNA of Stylonychia lemnae, 2445 nucleotides long. The record is from the annotation of a GenBank genome assembly. Lineage: Eukaryota; Ciliophora; Spirotrichea; Sporadotrichida; Oxytrichidae.